GACUGUUUGGUCACCGCGAUUGAUCAACAUAACUGGCGUCUUUAUUCCCUAUCCACGCCAACUCGCCUCGGCCGAUGUCGAUGAGGCGCGAUUGGGUCAGAGGGAAGGAGGGCCUGCCUGGAACACCAACUGACCAAUCGAGUUGACACCUCGACUCAAUUUUUAAUGUCAGCUAUAGAAGAUUAAAAUGGACCCAACCGAAAUUGAUUAUUUACCCCCCAUUUCACUGUCUGGAGCCAUAGUUUACGUUUAAUCAGAAGGAGGCAAUUUAUGGCGAGUCCUGAUUUUUGCUUGGCCUGCUUAUCGUUUCUUUAAAGUCAGGUAGCCCCAGUCGAUGCAAAAAGCUCAAAAAGAAAACGCAAAAAGGCAAAGCAAACGUCGCUUGAAAAUAAUAAUACCGACUUGAAAGGCGGCUUCAUCUCGGCAUUCCCUCCGCUCUGCAAAGGACUCCGCCGGGAGGUAGGCCACCCAACUGACAGGGGUUCCCGCCAGCCCGUCAGCCGCCAGAGCCCUUCAAACCCGAGUAUGGUCAGGGGGCUACUACAUCCGGCGCCGGUCGUGCUUUGGCGCGAAAAGGCCGUGGCUCGCUGUUCAAAACCCCACACCACCGCGCUGUAGCCGAAGCUGACACUGACAAGACAGACGAGAUCGUUCAUCUAUAUCGAGGAGUGGAGUGGUGCAGUAAAUUUACUUCUGGUGAAUCAAGCCCCAUUUAACGUUGCCAAAAUGAAGGAAAAGGUUCAGACGAGGCGAGCGAGCGGCGGCAGAUCGCGCAAGACGUCAUCGGCGCCGCAGGCGGAGGCGAUGAACAGCGGCGCGAACGAGCCCAAGAGGGGCGUCAAAAGGAAGAAUGAGUUUGAUAACCUGCUCCUGGAGAACGGCGAGCUCAACGAUUUGGGGCUGCUGGGCGACUAUUGCAAGAGGGUGACGCGCAGCUCGCUGAGAGAGAAGAAGACCGUCCUCCCCGAGGGCGCGGCGGCGGCGUCAGGGUCAGCGCCCACAUCACCACUAGCCUCACCCUCGUCACCCCCAGCCACCACCGCCGAACCGAGGACCCUGGGCAAGAGUCCUGGACCACAUCAAGGCACCAGCAAGACAAGUAAGGAUGAUACAGCGGCCGAGGACUCCGCACCAGAGCGCCAGGCUAUGUCGCAGGACAAGCAAGUUACAGGAUACGCCUCUGCUCUCUCACCACCCCAUGAUAAGAGGCAGCUCCAAGUUCAACCGCAAGACUUUCGCACCCCAAAGCAAACGAAGGUUUUGAAUGAAUCAAUGGACUGUGCUCCAUCCCCCAUGACACCUUGGAUGUCUAAAAUGCAAGCGGGGGCUUUGAAUGAUUCUAUUGACUGUGCUCCAUCCCCCAUAACACCUUUGAUGCCUAAAAUACCAGAACCUGUAACGGUCUCUAGUGAAGUCAGCGUGGAAGAUAUUGUGCCGUCACCUCAUGGAAUGUCCUUACCUCAGCUAACUUCUCUGACUCAUGAGAUUGAGAGUGUUCUAGUCAAAGAAAAGACACUUCCGUCAAAAGAGGAACCAUGCACCAGUAAGACUGUUGUUGGCAAAGCAGGGCUUGAUCUAGAUCGUUUGAUUGAUGAAAUAUUUGUGAGGAAUUCCAGCAACUUAGGCUCUGAACUGAACCGCACCGAUAACUCAUUAUCAAUGGACAUUGGUAGCUUUGAUAUCACUUUGGAAAGCCCAGUGUCAGGAACAGAUACUGAUGGUCUGGAGCAAGUGGGGAAUAAAUCAAUUUCUUCAGAUACAGUAGAGGCAGGAGGCCCUGAUUUAUACUCAAUGCCCACCGACACUGACAGCAGUGCUAUACCUGAAAACCAACCUCAGGCAAGCUGCCCCGUUUCAAAAGAAGACAAGGCUGUCCUCAAUUCAGAAACAGCCUCCUGUGCAGGUAGUAGACCUAAACAAAAAUCACCAGCGGGAGCACAAAUGGAACACCCCACUGACACUUUGAGCUUAGAACAGGUGAAGAUUUCACAAACUCCAGUUCAAUCAAUUCUCAAAGUGCACCAGACUAUUACACAGGGCCUAUCAGCCUUGUGUGUCAAAAGUACAGAAGAGUCUAAUUCUUUACCCCAACCAAUGGAAUCUGCUUCUGCACUUAACAGUGAAGAACCUUUCACUGAGGAAUUACGCUUGAGUGAUUCACAAUAUAUGGCCAUUGACGAAAAGUGUUCCUUAAUCAAGGAUGAUUUGCAAGCUCCACCUCCCAGCCACAUUACAGCUCACCCUAAGCCUCUAAGAGAAUCAGACACAGGCAUCAAAUUUUCAGCUCAGGGUAUCUCCAGUCUUCCAAGUCUUGGAUUUUCUGUACCUCCUGCUCCUCGCAUGGACUGGAUUGCAAAAACUUUGGAUAGUCGCCAACGCUUGAGAAUGCUAACACAGGAAGUUUCCAGACUCAAUGCCAUGGUGCUCAGAGCUAGAAGAACAUUAUGGCCGAGGCAGAAACCAAACCUAACAUUUCAGGGCAACCAAAUCACUCAAACUCUGCCUGAAAGGCAAGUACCUCAAAUGAGGCUGCCAGAUUUGUCAAAAGAGCCAGACUGGAAUAUCUGCUGAACUUCAUUUUUAAAUAACUCUUGCAUUAUUCAAUGAACUUAUCUAUGAUCUAUAAUGAACAUAUCUAAUAAUAGUUAUUUGAGGUAAAGGAAAGAUGUUUC
Frankliniella occidentalis (western flower thrips) is the source of this 2672-nucleotide messenger RNA. RefSeq lists its product as uncharacterized. The transcript has 2 exons. The record is from RefSeq and is a predicted model, not a curated record. Lineage: Eukaryota; Metazoa; Arthropoda; Insecta; Thysanoptera; Thripidae. The coding region runs from base 727 to 2571 and encodes 614 amino acids.